Molecule: messenger RNA, 2402 nt
Organism: Diachasmimorpha longicaudata
Lineage: Eukaryota; Metazoa; Arthropoda; Insecta; Hymenoptera; Braconidae
Product: low density lipoprotein receptor adapter protein 1-like
Exons: 6
Coding region: 236-1129 (297 amino acids)
Source: RefSeq, a predicted model, not a curated record
UGCAGUGCGUGGCCUCAGCUCCAGUUUAGUUAACAGUCAACGUGAACUGGUAAAACUGCAGAGAGUCAAGAAAAACGGUGAGCCGAGGGGAGCUGACUCAAGCAUUUCUCGUUCAGCCGUAUACCCGCGAGGAUCGUAUCCCAGAGCACGAGUUUAUUUCUUUCACUUUGUUUUUUUUUCACUCUAUUUCCCAUCGCUGCCCCAUUCGGAGGUUAAUUUGUGUAAACAAUUUGUCAUGCCGUUGUUCAAGAAGCUGAGGAUGUUCUCCCGUCACAAAAAAUUAUGCGAAGAAUGGGCCCUAGCCAACAGUCGUGACUGCGUGGAGAGCACCAGUAGCAGUGCCAGUGGAUUGGGUAGUGAUCAGGGUGACGUUACCGAGGCGACAUUUACACUGAAGUACCUUGGCAGUACUCUGGUGGAGACCCCCUCCAGCGAGGAGGCAACCGCCGAGGCUAUCAAAACAGUCAUGACCAUGGUCAAGGCGAGUGGUAAAAAAUUACAGCGAGUCUCUCUCGGGGUCAGUCUUCGCGGAAUACGUAUGACUGAUUUGGCAACAGAAGAGGAUCAACUUCAGGUCUCCAUAUACAGGAUUUCCUACUGUUCCGCGGAUGCUGCUCACGAUCAUGUAUUCGCAUUCAUAGCGACAAAUCUGAAUGAAACAAUGGAGUGCCAUGCUUUUUUAUGCCCAAAAAGAAAAACCGCCCAAACAGUGACGCUAACAGUUGCCCAGGCAUUCAACACAGCAUACGAAGCCUGGCAACAGUCCCGAGCUGAUCCACGCAUUCAUCAUCAACCCACCAAGACUCUGAACACCAUUCUCCACAGCGAUGACAAAAUCGUGGGUAAGUCCGAGGAGUCGUCGAGCGGGGUGAAAAAGAGUGAGAAAAAUCUGCUGAUUGAUCUGACCCACGAGGUGAAACCAACGGAAAAGUCCUGGGUUCAUUUUGAAGAUGACUCAAGCGGUGAAAUGAGGAAGACAUCGAAGAAGGCAACCCCCAACAGCAUCCCCAUGGCGACAAUAAGACAUCCGAGUAGCAUGAGUAAUCAUGUUGUACCGAGACCAAUGCCAGGAUUCAAAGUUCAAAAUGCCUGGGGAGAGUCGCGAUCUGUCGAUCUCAUGUGCUCGUAGCAAUCGUAGCCCAGGGCCGAUAGUUUCACAGACGUGCCACUGAUAACAGGACUGUGGAAGCACUUAUCGAACAACGGCCUCAACAAAAAGACUAUGAAUUGCGAACGAUUCAAUGGGGAGGAGAAUAAAUUAUGAAAUUUUUGGUGGAUCGAUAGAUCGAUGAAGAAGAUAUUUCCAGAUACUGAGAAAUAUUCCAUAACAAUAAUGCAAUUAUUCGCGUUAUUAGGAAUAAGAAAGUGUUUGCCGGGAGAUUUUAUAGAAACGAAAGUAAUUUUUCCCGGAGAAACUAAAAAAUUAAAAAAAUUCUUGAACAUUUAACGAUUUAUGUGAAAGUGAUUGUUGUAAAAUUUCUCAGUCGUUGAAGAGAAAUUACGAAACGACUUGUUCAGACGAGUGAUUAACUUUUAUGAAAUACUUUUUAUUAAGUUUAAUAUCGCUGCCAUUUUGACGUUUUCUGGGAUUUGAUAUUUCAUUUUUCACUCUGUGAAGGGGAAAAUAAUUAUUGAUUUACGAAAUAAAAGUGAAUACUAGUGCUGAUUGUACAUUUUUCAUCAUCAAUUCAAUAUUUUUUCGUCGUCAAUUGCAAGUUAAUGCACCAGUGACGAUUGUCUCCGCUUGUGCACAAGUUAAACGACAUUGAUAUUUGAUUGAUGUUGAUGACGGGCGAAAUGACGGUUUAGAGAAUAAUCGUAUGUUAAGCAGAACCCAUUGAUUGACAUAGCGUCUUAGUGUGAGAAUAUUAAGGCUGUGUGUAUUUGCACAUGUUGUCGAUAUCAAUAUGACGCAUGUGCGAAUUUAAAUUGAAACUACCGUGUUACGAUUCCACUGAACAGAGAGAAAUUUUCCGUAAAAACUGGUGCAGAAAAAUUAUUAUCAUAUGAAGCUCCUCUAGAAGACCUCGGUGAUGACCCAAAAAGAUUCAGAAGACACUUUUUUUCAACAUAAACUAAAUUUUCGCAUAACAUUUGGGGGGAUUUCUGAAAAAUUUCGCGCAUUCGGGUAAAAAUUUUCAAUCAACCCAAUAAUAUUUCCAUUUUUCUUCUAGAAAUUUCUCUCUGUGCAAUCGCGUGUGAACAAUGAAUUGAUAAUUCCUCUGAAGUAAUUGUUGAAUGCUUAUGGUGUCACGAUUAUUGCGAAACGAAUGAUUAAUUCGAGCGCAACAUUAUGUUUAUUGAUUUGUGCUAUCGAUUUUUGGAGUGACUUUAUUAUUCCCGAUUUUGUUAUAUUUGAAUACUUAACAAAUAAGUAGAAUAAAGGAUACAUAUCUACAUGA